Silurus meridionalis is the source of this 3483-nucleotide messenger RNA. RefSeq names its product POC1 centriolar protein homolog B (Chlamydomonas), like (gene galnt4). Bases 599 to 2341 code for a protein of 580 amino acids. Gene Ontology annotation, cellular component: Golgi apparatus. The record is from RefSeq and is a predicted model, not a curated record. The transcript has 13 exons. Lineage: Eukaryota; Metazoa; Chordata; Actinopteri; Siluriformes; Siluridae.
UGUGUGUGUGUAUAAUCAGGCUCAGAAAGACUGUUUUUGUACUUAAACACGUGCAUGCCCACCCCACGUGGCUUUGCCCCAGGGCAGAUCAGAAAGGGGGAAAUCCUGCACCGCUGCAUAUUUAUGGAGCAGCUGCUUUCUAUCCGUUUCCAGGCCGAACGACGCGGAACCCGUUCUGCAUGUUAACGAGGACUAAGUGUUCACGUGACCGCGGCAGCGCGUCGUCACCCGCGUGUCAAACCCUGAAGGGGCUGAAGGGCUGCGUGCUGGAGAUCCCGUUCCGGGAUCCUGUACGGGAGCGAGACAAGCGAUCGCGUCCGGACGUGUCAGUAGUCUCGGAGUGUCCUGAACUUCAUCACUGAUCUGACCACGCUUUGUAUCUCCUGCUGAGAAUGGAGCUCUGGAUGACGAUCUACUGAUUAAUAACAGACCAUUACCCCGCAGAGAACCCUGUAUUAAACAUCUAGCGUGCUUAAAAAUCCGGAUUUUUGUGUUCCUCAACUUGUUCAUGUAGAGAUCCUGCAGAAACUCGGAAUGCCAAGAACCGUGCGGAGGGUGCUUUGAUUAUAAGCGGUGAGUGCCACCGGUGACCAGGAGGAUGAGGGUGCGCUGGUCAAGGAAGGUGGCUUUUCUGGCCAAGACUGGCUUCUUCGUCUCCAUUCUGUGGCUCUUCUACCUCUUCGUUUUCCGCUCUUCUAACACUGCGCCGGCCGAAGACAGAAGCGAGCACAAUAUCCAGGCCCGGAAUGCAUUUACACGGGAGGAAGAGGAUCCCGAGACACUAAAGCGGCCCAUUUAUUCGAAGCCUCCUCCUGAUCCGAGGGCAUACGGAGAGUGGGGCAAAGCCACCCGACUGAACCUUAACUCUGAGGAGAAGAAGCAAGAGCAGGACAGCAUCGAGCGCUAUGCCAUCAACAUCUACGUCAGCGACAAGAUAUCCCUCCAUCGCCAUAUCGAGGAUAACAGGAUGCAUGAGUGUAGAAGCAAGACAUACGACAUCCGUCACUUUCCAACCACAUCUGUGAUCAUCGCCUUCUAUAACGAGGCCUGGUCAACCCUCCUGAGAACCAUCCAUAGUGUCCUGGAGACCACCCCAGCUGUCCUGCUGAAAGAAGUCAUUCUGGUUGAUGACUUGAGCGAUCGAGGCUAUCUAAAAGCCCAGCUAGAGGAGUACAUUAGCAGCCUGAAGCGCGUGCGCCUCAUCCGCACUAAUAAAAGAGAGGGACUGGUCCGAGCUCGGCUCAUCGGCGCCACCUAUGCCACAGGAGAUGUUCUCACCUUCUUGGACUGCCACUGUGAAUGUGUUCCUGGCUGGAUCGAGCCUCUGCUUGAAAGGAUUGCAGAGAAGCAGGACACUGUGGUAUGUCCAGUGAUCGACACCAUUGACUGGAACACGUUCGAGUUUUACAUGCAGACCGAUGAGCCCAUGGUGGGUGGCUUUGACUGGCGGCUUACAUUCCAGUGGCACAGCGUGCCUGAGGUGGACCGCAGACGUCGCAAAUCCCGAAUAGAUCUCAUUAGAUCUCCCACCAUGGCCGGGGGCUUGUUUGCUGUAAGCAAGGCGUACUUCGAAUAUCUGGGCACUUAUGAUACAGGCAUGGAGGUGUGGGGAGGAGAGAAUCUGGAACUUUCCUUCAGGGUUUGGCAGUGUGGAGGCUCGUUAGAGAUUCACCCCUGUUCUCAUGUGGGUCACGUCUUCCCCAAGAAGGCACCAUACGCCAGACCAAAGUUCCUCCAGAACACAGUGCGGGCUGCUGAAGUCUGGAUGGACUCUUACAAGGAGCUUUUCUAUAACCGCAACCCUCCUGCUCGUAAGGAAACAUACGGGGACAUUUCUGACAGGAUUCUCUUACGGGAACGGCUGAAGUGCAGGAGCUUUGACUGGUAUCUAAAGAACAUUUACCCAGACCUGCACGUACCUGAAGACAGACCGGAUUGGCAUGGAGCUUUGCGUAAUGGUGGGAUUCCCUCAGAGUGUCUGGACUACAACUCUCCAGAUCACAAUCCCACAGGGGCUCAUUUGUCUCUGUUCGGCUGCCACGGACAAGGCGGGAAUCAGUAUUUUGAGUACACCUCGUAUAAGGAGAUCCGCUUUAACUCAGUAACGGAGCUGUGCGCUGAGUACCUGGACGGCCAGAACAACAUCGGAAUGAAGCACUGUCCGCGGGAUGGAGAGCCGAUUCCUCCUACAAUCGUCUGGGAGUUCAAAGAUAAUGGAGCAAUCUAUCACCCGCUGUCCGACAAGUGCAUCACUUCGUACCGUACAGCAGAGGGGCGGACUGACGUCCACAUGCAAAAAUGCUCCAGUGAAGACAUGAACCAACGAUGGAAGUUCGAAUGAAUUUGAUUUCUAGACCAAGGAGCUUGUUCCGGCAGGAUAGUUUUUCCUUUGCACUGGGAGUCGGGUUUGGAAAGCAGAGAAAUACAGCGGCUCAGAACGAUAGUUGCUCACUUACAGAAACGUGGAAGGCCUACGACUUGUCCAUGAGGAGACUAGGCUCUGUUCUGUGCCUUUGAAAGCCAAAGGUGAUCAGGUCUUUUUAUUUUUAAUGUGUUUUUUUCUUUUAUCUCCCGAUGCAAUACUGUACACAAUUCUCUCCAGUAGAAAAACGAGGAAGGAAAUAUAGCUGUGUUGGAACACUACUCGUUUUUACACGAUUGCACUAAGUAUUGAUACGUCAGAACUUUUUUAUUGAUAGAAGUAGGAUUUAUGAAGACGAGUAUUUCAGGGAGUGACAAGACCACAUUUUUCUUGCUCUCCAGUCAUACCAUUGUUUUUGCCUGUGUUUGGACCUGUACACAGGCCUGCUGACGUGUUUACGUUACGUCGCCGGCUUAUUUUCUUGGAAUCUCCACAAACGUGUUCUGCACCAACACAUUGUGCCUUAUUGCUGUCAUCUCAUCUUUUUUUUUUUUUUUUAAGUCGAGCUUCGGUUUAAAGGCUGAUCGUUGGGGCAUAAACCAGAAAAUACCAAUUUAUGUGCCUUAAUCAGACAAAAAAAGCAAAUAAUUUUAACAUCACACUCAUGUGCUCUGGAUUUUAUUCCAUAUAUGAUGUCAGAGAGGGAAAUAACCUGAAUGAAUUUUUUUUUUUUAUGGUGAUGGAAAUAUAAGAAAUGAUCUCAAAAUGCCUUUGAAGGUAAUUUAAACAUUUAAAAUGUCCUCAGAACCAUACACGUGUCUUAUUUUUGUGCUAUGGGUAGAAUGUAACUAGUCACACAUAACAACUUAAAUGUUCGACAAAGCAAAACAUUCAAGUGCUGUGACUCAAGUCUUCCAGAUGUAAAAAAAAAAAGAGUUAUGUUCGAUGCAAAAUUGCCAGAGGAGCUCAGUUACAGGCCGAGGCUCAGUCAUUCGUCUAAUGUGAGAUUGCAUGGACGUUAGAGUACACUGUGGCCUUAAAAACUGUACAUCAUGAACUUGUUUUUGUUUGUUUGCAAUUUUAAUCAGUCAUGUCUGGGGAUUAAAUCUGUUUUUCCUGCU